AUGUCUUUUAUAACGAAAAGGGAGCGUGUGUUCAACGAGUAUUGCGACCCGUUCGACUUGCCUUGUAGGAAUGAAGGGAAGUUGAAGGCGUACGCGUCAUGCACGGACGCGCGCGCAUGGUCGCACUUCUGUUCAGACAAGACGGAGCAUCUGGUGGAGAUCAUCAAGAAGAACAAUGAGGUGGCGCGCGGCAAGUACGUGCCCACCAACGUGUUAAUAGAGAUGAUGAUGGCCUCGAAGAACGCGGAGAUCGCGCGGCUCAAACGCAAGAUGCAACAGUUUGAGCAGAUGAUCGCCGUCUACGACCAGCUUGAGCUCUCUUGCGAACAGAAGUGCGAAAUCACCACAGCUCACGCCAUGAUAAAAGCUGCAAACAAAUCAAUGGAUGACCUGGCAUUGGAUUUAGACGUGUCUGGCUUCACAGAGGGUAUAGAUUCAGAUGGCUUCCAUACGGGCAAAUCAGGAGGUGACGAGGCAUCAGUAAAAUUCAAAGGUGAUGAGUGGACCCCACGCAGUGACGUCAGAGGCAAAGAGUCGAAAAUAAAUCAAGUGGAUCUGUCCUGUAAUUGUGACGCCAGCACAUCCGCCUACGAUGUCAGAAUCGAUGAACUACAAGAAGCAUUGAUCGGUAAAGAUGCAAAACUAAACGCUAUGCAGAAUACAAUGGCAGUCAUGGAAAAUGACGUUUGUGAGCCAUACUGCGUGUACGCUCAUUUUUAUACGGCGUUAGAGAAAAUAUUUGCCACAUUACGACAAAACGAAAAGUAUAGAAUAUAUUUGGAUUUAAUGUCAACUAGUAAAGAUACACGUCGAAUGGACAUAAAAGGGAAAAUUUUAUUCAAACUUAAAGUAUUAGAAAAGUUCAGCGUCGCGUUAUUGGCUCCUUGUUCGGAGCGGUUCAGGCAUGAUGAAACCUGCGAAUGCCAAAGCGCUCAAGUUCUUCAUGUGGAGACUACUUUUGCUCUCACGUCAGCCGAAUCAAAGAGACCCGAAAUGGAGAAGAACAAACGAGCAUAUCUCGUCGCAGACAUUAUGGAGCACGAUGAAAUGAAAGAAAUCCUAAGUAAACAGAGCGGAGUGAAUCUAGACGAAGAAGAGCAAACAGAAGACAACUUCGGAGUUGAUAAUUACAGUAUAGACACGGAAAAUUUAAACCGUCUUAAGAGUCUCCAAGUUAAUUACGACGAUCUGAUGACAUGUUAUGAAGACGUUAAACAUGAGAGGGAUAACUUGAGAAUAAAAUGCGAGAAAUAUGAUGAACUCGAAGAGGAACUUCAAAAUAUGAGGAGUCAGUUGAAAGAGUAUUCUGUGUUAUAUAACGAAAGAGAAUAUUAUCGCAAACGAUCUGAAGACCUAGAUAGCCUAAAAGAACAGUACAUAGUAUUAACAGAUGAAACUUCCGGUUUAGAAGCUCAACUUAAAGCUGAGGCUGAAAUAAAUAAUAUGAAAACGCAUACUGUAGAAGAUUUAAGAAAUGAAAAUAUUGAGCUUGAGAGAAAGUUAAACGACGCUCUCAUUGCUUUCGAAAAAGAAAAGAAUUCUUUGCAGUGUAAACUCAAAGAAACUGAAUGCAAUGUUAUGUGUCAAGAUCAACAAAUUAGAAGUCUAUCUUCUCAGAUAGAUCGAUUACUUGAACAAGAUCACGAUAAACAUCAUGAUAAUAUUCCAAAAUCUGUUAUGAUAUUGGACGAAAUUGAAGCGCUGAAAGAUCAGAUUAAACAUCUUCAAGAGUCACUGUACAACACCGAGGAUGAAAAACAACAACUACAGGCGCAAUUUGAAGAUAAAUUGAAACUGAUUAGUGAUCUUAGAAUGGAAAUUGACGAUUGGAAAAGUACGUGUGAGAAGACACUUCAGCGAAAUGAAUAUUUAGAAAGAUAUACAGAAAGCUUUAGAGAUGAAGUUCGUGGGUUAGUAGAAGAAAACAGGACAUUAUCGCAGGACGUGGAAGAAAAGACUACAGCAGUGGCAAAUUUGAUGACUGUUAUCAACAACAAGUCUCAAGAAAUAAAUAAAUUAGUGGACGAUAUCGAGUCAAGAAAGAAACAAAAUAAAGACUUACAUGAUGAACUGAAACAAGUAAAAGAAAAGUAUGGAAGUAAUCUGACAGAAUUAGAAAAUGAAAAGAAACAAGUUUUAGAUUCACUACAAUUGGCUAGACAAGAAAGCCGCGAACUAUUAGAAAAAGUAAAAGAUUACGACGAUGUUCUUCACAAGAGAGAAGAAAUUUCGAAGUCGCUAGAAACUCAACUAGAAGAUUAUAAUGAGCUAAAGAACGUACUCCUUAAUACUAUAGAAGAAAAUAAAAGGCUACAAAGUGAUUUAACUAGUCUAGAAAAUAAUAACUCCAUAUUACUGCAGGAAAUACGAAAUCUCCGCGAAGUCAAUAAUUUAGCGGUAGAAAAUAUCAGCAGUUUACAAAAUGAAAAUUAUAAAUAUAAACUAUCAAAUGAGCUUACUCGAAAAGAAAGUGAAAUACUUGGAGACAAACUUAAACAGUUUGAAGAUUUGAGAGAACACCUCCAAAAGAUGAGGGAUUCUCAUGAAAAACUUAUGGAAGUGAAAAAUAAAUUAGAAAAUGAAUUACAAAAGAAAGCUAAAGAUCUUGAUGACGCAAUUCAUUCUGUAGAACUUACCAAAAAAGACAGCGAACAUUUGUUAGAAAAAAUACAACAAUCUGAAAACUUGAAAGAGGAUAUGAUAAAAUUGAGUAAAGAUUACCAAAAGUUAGUAAACGAAAAACAAACGCUGCAAAAAGAUUUAAUUGAUAAAAGUAAAGAAUUAGAUAAUUUAUUACAAAGUCUAACUAAUCUUAAGGAAGAAAAUGAAGAUUUGAUGCAGAAAUUUAAGAAGGCUGACAGUUUAGAAAACGAGUUAGCAGAAUUGAAAAAGGCUUAUGACGAUCUGACAAAAGAAAAAUCUAUAUUACAAGCUGAUUAUGACAAUAAAACGGAAGAAAUUAACCACUUGUACAAUACUCUAGAGGAUAAAAUAGACGAAAACAGAGAUUUAGUAGACCAAAUAAAAUCAUUACAAUACCAUCAAGCUGAAGCCAAGAGCAAUAUCGAAAAACUAAAAGAUGAAAAUCUUAAUAACCAAUCAGCCCUAAAUACAGCUAGAAAAGAAAGCGAAGAGCUUGUAAAUAAAAUCAAAAACUAUGAAGCCUUGCUGCGCGAAUACGAGGACCUAAAACGGGUACACUAUCAAAUAGAAAAAGAAAAGGAUAAACUUCAGCGAGAAAAUCUGGAACUGAAUGUACAAACUCAAAAUGUUAUGGCACAAAACGAAGAUUUAGAAAAAGCUUUGAUCAAUACAAGAAACGAGCUCAUGAAAUCUACUACCGAAAAUCCGUAUGCUAAUGUUGCAAAAGAAAUAGAAGAGAUGAAAAAUGAGAAGUUGGCUAACCAUAAAAAAAUAAGAGAACUUUUGGAUAAAUUGGACGAAUCGGAAAAUGUUAUAUCUGAUCUAAGUGAAGAUAUAAUAGCACGAGAUGACAAAAUAGCAAUACUAGAGAAUCACAUUAAUUCUUUAGAAGACGAAGUAAGAAGAUUACAUUCCAGUUUAGCGGAAGUGGUAAAUGCAGGACAAGAAAUCAAAGAUAAUAGCUAUCAGAAAAUUGAUCAAACACUCAACAAAAUGGAAGCUCAUCAUUCCAAGGCAACACAUAAUAUGAAGAUUGAAUUAGCAAAGCUACAAAACCAAAAUGCCAGGCUGGAGGAACAACUAUCUGUAACAAAAAUAAAAAGUGACGAGUCUUUAAGGGAAAAACACAAAUAUGUAUCACAAAUAAUUCAUCUUCAGAAUGAGAGGGAAAUCAUUGUAACUGAUAUAAAACAACUUGAAUUAAGCAGUGUGGGUGACAGUAAUUUAUCACCGGAUUCUAAUGUGGAAGAUAUUCUAAGAUCCUUAGAAAAAAUUCAAAAAUGUUUGGAUGCGAAGAAUUCAAAAAGUAACAGUUUAGAGAAAACAUUGCUCAAAGUCCAAACGUCAUCGCAACUACUGCUAAGCAAAGCAGAUGAAGCAAAAAAACUAGUGGAAAAAGAAAAACAGAAAAUAAUAAAUGAAAAAGAAGAAGCUAUAGCAGAUAAACAGAAUAUGGAAAAACAACUACUAGACUUAAAAGUACAAUUGGAACAACAAACUAAUCAUGACCAAAACAUAAUAAAACACCUUCAAGCAGAAAUCCUUAACCAAGAAUUAAUAAUCGCCAAAAUAAAUAGUUCUAGACAAGACUAUAUUACAAAAUUAGAAGAAGAAAUGCGGACCCUUCAAGGAUUAUAUGAAAAUUCAUUAACCAAAAUAAGCGAAUUACAAGAAAAGGUGCGAAAUUUGUCAGAAGAAAACGAUAAAAAUAUUUCAAUAAUUGAUAAAAUAAAUGGGGAUUUAACAGAGAAAUCUAAAGAAAUAUCCGCAUUACGAAAUAGUCUUGAUUUAUUGAAGAAUAAAUCACUUAAAGAAGUUGGCAUUCAAGCAGGAAAAUCUGACAAUUUGACAAGAAAAAACAAUAAGUCACAAACCGAUGAAUCCCAUUUAUAUGAGCUUGGUAUAAAAGACAAUGAUGAGUCAAGGAAUAUCAGCAGAUUUAGAGUUAAUAUGCCACCUCAAUCUGAAACUAUUUCGGAUUAUUUACCGAAUGAUAUGCCGCAAUCUAUUAAUGAGGUGCAAAUAUUAACUGUGAAUGUCGAACCUACAUUUGACUUUGUUAAAAGCAGCUAUGUGGAUUAUAAAAUAAAACGACUUAGCCCUGGAAAAUUAGAGACAUAUUCAAUUUCUUGUAUAGACUCCAACAUACAGGUGACACCGCUAAUUGAUGAAAUAUUUGCCUCUGAUGAUAAGAGUGAUAAGUCACCUACGGACUCUGCUUCACAAAAUCAGCAUUUAGUAGAUAUAUUUAAUAGACAAUCAAUGCACACAAGUUCUUCAAAAGCGAUGGAACAACCUCAAACUGCCGCUAAGAUAAGUGGUUUUGCUGGAUUUGGAUUAGCGAAUGACAUUUCUUACUCGGGUAGUCAUUUAAAUAAUAAACCUGAUGAUAGCAUUACCUUUACUGUAACUACUCCAGAUAAAUCUACUGAAAAAGAUCUAUUUCUGAUUUACCAUGAUAGUGAAAGUAGCCAGAUUGAAAAAGAUCGUUGGUUAUCAAGCGAUCAACCUCAGUUAGUGAAAAGCACACAGGCAGAGAAAGGUACACACGCAGAAAUAGAAAGUCAUGAAGAGUCGCUAUUGGACAAAGUUGGGCAAACUAAAGGAGUUCUACGAGCACAAACAGUUGUGAAACAGAAUAAAGAAGGAAAUAUCGCCGUAAAGCAACAACAAAAAUCACGUCAUAAGCCUGAAAAAAUAUAUUUUGAAGACUCUAAUCAAAGUAGGUCAAAACAUCAGUUACAAAUUACCUUGCCUAGAGUAGACAGUCAGGGGUACUCUAAUGAAACUAUCCCAACUGCCGGUAAUCAAUCCAUCGAUUCGUAUGAAUCAACAGUUUAUUCAUCUCAAAAACAGAUAUCACAUCAAGAUACUGAUGACGCUAUACAAGGAAGUCAAGAAGAUAAAAGUACAUCAACCUCAAACAAAACUGGACCCAAAAAUCAGGAUUCUAGUCUAUUAGGAAGCGAUUCUCAUCACAAGUUAUCUCGAGUGGAAGCUGAAUUUUUAUUAUUUAAGGAACAAAAUGAAAUUAAAAAGUCACUUACGCGACCCACGCAAGACGUAAAAGAUUUUGGCCUAGAGUACAUUUUAGAUACAGUCAAACGUGAAUUUAGUCCAGACGAUAAUAAAAAUGACAAAAAGCUGCGAAAAAGUCGUAGUGAUGACGUGUAUAAUCAAAUGAAAGAGAGUUAUAACAGCAAUACGAAACAUAGUCUACCUACAACGUCAAUUGACGGUAAAACUACGACGAACUCGUCUCCUAGUCCAAGUAAAUGGAGUGAACAAAGCCAUUCUAGGUCAGUAGCUGAACAGAGCGUAAUGGUUAAUAUUGAUGCACCUGAUUACUAUGAAAGCAAAAUGACACGUCUGUCUCACUUAUUAGAAAAUACAGAGAAAGAUUAUAAAAAGAAACUGGAUGCUAUUAAAAUGCAGUAUGAUAACAAUAUAAAGAGUAUUAUCAAUGAACACAACCACGGAGUUAAAAGCAUUCAGAGUCUUCACGAGGAAACAUUACAAGACAUUAUAAAAAUACACGAGAAUGAAGUAGAAAGCUUAAGAACUAUGAGCAUUGAAGCUAUGCGCAAAGCAGAAAAGUUGGAAAAAGAGAAUUUGCUUCUGAAAGGUAAAAUGCAAGACUGCAGUUGUGUUGGUUUAGAUGAGGUAAGUGAUAAUAACACGCCUGAUGUAAAGAGACGCAGACAAAAGAGUCGUGGCUACACCAAGAUGCUGACUAAAACGAAUGUGGAAGCGUUUAAUGUUAAGCCGAAAGUUAAAGUUCACGGCCCAUGUACAUGCUCUCUCGAUAUUAAUGUAUCGGAUACAAUCCGCAAUAUAUUCGAACAAGUCGAUGUUGAGCAGAGAAAAUUAGCUGAGCACGCUUAUUUAAAAUAUAUUGCAAAUAAGAUAAUAAAUGGUAGUGUUGAGGCGUUAGACGCUCAAGAGUUGUCGUUCCUUCACCUAAAAGUGUGUCGUACUUGGAAAAACAAACUUACAAAGGAAGAAGCUAUGCAGAAAAAGAUCGAUACACUCGAGAGUGAGCUAUUGAACAAACAACGCAAUGAGCAACAACACAUAGCAGACUUGGAUCGCAAAGUGGCGGAGGAGCGACGACGCCUGCAAGAAGUGCGCGAAGCGGUCUGUCGCAAGUAUCCGAUGCGGGCCUCACCUACCGAGUCCCAUACCACCAUUAGACGACUAGACUCCCCCACACCUAUCACUGCUCCUCCGCCAACAUCCGUUGACGGCGUAACAUGCAGUUGCCAAAGUGGUACAUACUUCAACUUAAGCGAGAGACAAUCUGCUGGUGAUUUGCUACCAGAAUAUUCUGGCGCAGGCAUUCAGUUCAGACGAUUGAAAUCUAAACCAGAGAGUAGGGCCGUGCUAGCAAGAUUGGACGAUGAGGACCGUCGAGAAAAGGAAAAGAAACUGUUCGAUGAGCCCCCGACGAGACUACGACGUGCACACGACCGUCCGCCUCCGCGUCCCACAAGGAAAUGACAAAUACUCCAACUGUAACGAAUAGAAUUAGGCAUUCCAUUCUCCAUCGGAGUAUCGAAUGUUUAGUUCAUAUACCUUCUCUUGGCUACGCUGGGUACGUUACUCUGCAAAGAGUUUUAGAAGAAAUAUUUUUUACUAAAUUGACUUAAAAUUUUCCGAACGGUGUCGGUGUGCUGCU
Molecule: messenger RNA, 7321 nt
Organism: Pectinophora gossypiella (pink bollworm)
Lineage: Eukaryota; Metazoa; Arthropoda; Insecta; Lepidoptera; Gelechiidae
Product: cytadherence high molecular weight protein 2-like
Exons: 20
Coding region: 1-7143 (2380 amino acids)
Source: RefSeq, a predicted model, not a curated record